AUGCUGCGCCUAGCCGCCCGCCGACUCCCGUCUCUUUGCCUUCCCAUCGCUCGGGGUUUUGCAAAGGAUGUUAAGUUCGGAGCAGACGCUCGCUCCGCCAUGCUUGUUGGUGUUGACAUCCUUGCUGAUGCAGUAGCUACAACCAUGGGGCCGAAGGGCAGGAACGUGAUUUUAGAGAGUACCUGGCGUUCUCCUAAAAUCACAAAGGAUGGCGUUACUGUGGCCAAGGGAAUUGAAUUAAAGGACAAGUUCCAAAAUAUUGGCGCAAAACUGGUUCAGGACGUCGCGAAUAACACGAACGAGGAGGCAGGGGAUGGUACUACCACUGCUACUAUCCUCGCCCGAGCUAUCGCAAAGGAGGGCUUUGAGAAAAUCAGCAAGGGCACUAACCCAAUCGAGUUCCGACGUGGAGUCAUGGUUGCUGUUGAUGCCGCUGUGAAGCAUCUAAAAGAAAUGUCGAAGCCCGUGACAACGCCCGAGGAAGUGUGCCAGGUUGCGACUAUUUCUGCAAACGGCGAGAAAACUAUCGGUGAGCUCAUCUCUACUGCGAUGAAGAAGGUGGGAAAUGAUGGGACCAUCACGGUUAAGGUAAGGUAAAUUAAAGGAAUUAACGGUUUAAGGAUGGGAAAACUCUUAACGACGAGGUUGAAUUCAUUGAAGGGAUGAAGUUCGACCGCGGCUACAUAUCACCUUACUUUAUCAACACCGACAAGGGUGCUCGGUGUGAGUACCAGGAUGCAUACGUUCUCUUCAGCGAAAAGAAAAUCAACAACAUCCAGACCCUAAUUCCCGUCCUGGAGUUGGUUCACCAGCAAAAACGCCCUUUGGUAAUUAUCGCUGAGGAUGUGGAGGGUGAAGCCCUUACCGCGCUCGUGUUGAACCGCCUGAAGCUUGGUCUGCAGGUUUGUGCCGUCAAGUCCCCGGGAUUUGGUGAGAACCGCAAGAAUACUCUCCGCGAUAUGGCCAUUGCCGCUGGUGGAGUCGUAAGUUGCUCCCUUGUACCCGUUUGAUUUCCAUGCAGUUGUCUAAUUGUCCCUGUCGCUUUCCCCACCGAAUUAUUGGUUCAACGCCAUAUCAUGUUUUUGUCGCUUUGUGUAUAUUUACUAACUGUACUCAAAUUGCCUCGGUUUAACCCUUCUCACGUACAGGUGUUCGGAGACGAGGCUGACAUGUUCAAAUUGGAAGAUGCGCAGCUACAUGAUCUCGGCCGGGUCGCAGAAGUAAUCGUCACGAAGGACGACUGCCUACUUAUGCGUGGUCACGGCAAAAAAGAGGACAUUGACCGGCGAGUCUCCCAACUUAAGGAAGAGAUAAAGGCUAGCACAAGCGACUAUGAGAAGGAGAAGAUGCAGGAAAGACUGGCAAAACUUUCGAACGGUGUCGCAGUUAUCAAAGUCGGUGGGAGUAGUGAAGUUGAGGUGUCGGAGAAAAAAGACCGCUAUACUGACGCGUUGAACUCCACUCGUGCCGCAGUUGAAGAAGGAAUCGUACCGGGGGGUGGGACGGCUCUCCUGAGGUGUAUCCCAGUGCUUCAAAAACUUCAGACGAAGAAUAACGACCAGAAAAUCGGUGAGAAUCAGCUGCCUUCCAUUUCCAUUUUUUACUCGAGAGAUAUGCCCCUAAGGCCCCUAUUUCUUUUUAGGUGUCGACAUCGUCAUAAAAGCUCUGAUGACCCCGGCCUUCACCAUCGCCUCUAAUGCAGGGGUUAAUGGCUCGCUCGUCGUGGAGAAGGUGAUGUCCUUACCUUUCGCGGAGGGCUACGAUGCCUCGAGUGACAAGUACUGUGAUCUGAUUGCUUCUGGCAUAAUUGACCCUACAAAGGUCGUCAGGUCGGCCCUUGUUGCAGCUGCUGGUGUUGCUUCCUUGCUGACUACCGCCGAGGCUGUCGUCGUAGAACUGCCGAAAGAAGAACCACAGGCUGCGCCUGGCAUGGGUGGUAUGGGCGGAAUGGGGGGAAUGGGUGGCGGCAUGGGAAUGAUGUAG
Messenger RNA from Spirometra erinaceieuropaei, 1983 nucleotides. Lineage: Eukaryota; Metazoa; Platyhelminthes; Cestoda; Diphyllobothriidea; Diphyllobothriidae. The record is from the annotation of a GenBank genome assembly.